UCGGUUUGUUUUGCAGUCUUGAGUUGUCCGCAAAGUUAUAGCAGAGCUGGAGACAGAUAACCUUUUAAAUAAUGGAUAAUGAUGUUCUCGUGCAGACAAAGGAUUGGAGGAACACUAAGGAGGCGGUUGCGAACUUUCGACGACUGCUACUUUGCUCAAAAUGCUCAGAUCUAAUGAAGGAACCUGUGUGUCUAGGGAUGUGCGAGCAUAUGCUAUGCAGGUCCUGUGCUGGCCCCCAGGCAGGAGAUGGCUGCGUGGUGUGUCAUAGUCCUGCAUGGGUGAAGGACAUCCAAAUCAACAGGCAGCUCAGCAGCAUCAUACAGCUUUUCUCUGGUUUGGAGUCUUUGCUUGGUCCCAUUGAGCAACCAGACUCCUCUGUAUCCGAAAUUCAAACACAACCGGAGAGUCCUAUCUUAAAACACAAGAAGAACUUCAAGAUCUGGUUCAGCCCCCGCAGCCGCAAGGUACGUUGUGUUGCAGAGAAGCCUUCAGAGGUCACUGCAAGAGAGAAUAGGUCUUCUGGAGAAACAGCCGCAGCACAGCCAGAUGCCAUUUCUGCUAAACACCGGGACCUGUCAGUUUUUAAUUUCACCUCAUCCUCCCAAGACUCUGGCUCCUCUUCCUCUCAAAGAUGUAAAAAUGAAAGCACGAACAGGAAGAAGAUGUCAGCUAAGAAAAAUGCUGCCAGCAGGAAGGUGUCAAUGCAAGGGGCCACUAGGACCACACGAAAACAGACCAAGCAGAAGAUGAAGAAGAACAGGCUGGAGGCCAUAAACCAGCAAUGGGGGAUCACCGAGGAGGUAGUCGCCUUAAAGGAAAAGGAGCAUUCCUGUGCUGAAGGGAAAAAGAGGUCCAGUAAGAGGGUUUCCUUCCUAAGCCCUGCUGUCACGUCUGACGAGCCUCAGCCAGAAGUGCCACAGGGGAGUACUAAUGAACUCAGCCCUGGCAGGAGCACCAUGACGGAGAGUCUCUCAGGAGCUGUACUGAAUGACCAAACCCAGCCUGGUCAGAGCAUGUCAGACAGUGUUGUGCAGCAUGACAAACUGUCUACAAAUGACCCCAACCCCAGUGACACUCAUGAAAAACAGGACAACAUUUCUCCCCCAAAGCAUUCCUCAAAAAGAUCCAGAGUGGAGGAGAAGGUCGCCACAUGGGAGACCACCCCAAGAAGGCCCAGGGCUUCCCCAGUCAGGAGGAGAAAAUCACAGAUGUCCCCAACUGUCCUCAACCCUCCAUCUUUGGCUAGCCCCAGGUGUGGUAACAGCAUCAAAAACUCAAGACAGGAGCAAGGAGACAGCCCGUCUGUCCUAGCCACUGUUAGCAGAAAAUCUCCCUGUACUCAUGGUGCAUCAGUUGGACGGCCCACCUCAGGGAGCCCUGCAAUUAUGAAGAGGAACCACAAGGGAGAGACCCUGCUGCAUCUAGCUGCUAUAAAGGGAGAUGUAGAGGCUGUCAAAGAAAUGCUGGACCAGGGGGCUGACCCUAACCUGAAGGAUAAUGCAGGGUGGACACCUCUGCACGAAGCGUGUAACCUGGGUCACCUGGCAGUUGUGGAGGUGUUGGCCUCAAGGGGAGCCCUGUUGAAUACGCCCGGCUAUGAAAAUGACUCUCCACUCCAUGAUGCAGUGAGGAAUGGACACCCAGCCAUUGUGAAAGUGCUGCUACAGCUUGGAGCCUCACAGAAUGUACUUAAUCUGCAUGGAAAGCGGCCCGCACAUUAUGCAGUGAGUCGGGAGAUGCUUGAUAUUUUCCAGGAAGCCUCAGAAGGAACUCAAUGUGCUAAUACAUCUCUUAGCCCCUCGGCCAGCCUGUCUGUGGUGAGCGACUGUGUGAGGAGAGACGAAAUGGUGGUGUUUCUGGCCAGCAAACUAUCACGCCCAGAACAGAAUCAACUGGCCAAACUGGGAGGGCUACUGGGAGGGAAGAUAGCUGACAGCUUUUCUGGCUCAGUGAGCCAUGUCGUGCUGCCAGAAGGACACAUGCCCACCACCUACUCCACCCUCCUGGGUCUUCUUGCUGGCUGCUGGGUUGUCAAAUUCAGCUGGGUGGAGGCAUGUCUGCAGGCGGGCAAGUGGAUGCCCGAAACUGAGCACGAAGCGGGAGAAGGCCCCCAGCGCAGUCGCAUCAACAGAUGUAGCUUGCUCCCGCCACUCUUCGAUGGCUGUUUCUUCUUCCUCCUCGGCCCCUUUAAGGCGCCUUCUAAAGACGAGAUCGCCAAGCUGAUCCGGGAGGGAGGAGGUCAACUCCUGAGCCGGCAGCCUAAGCCCGACAGCGAUGUGACACAAACCCUGAGUGCUGCUGCCUACCAUGCGCUGCCAGGCUCUGAUCAGGCCCUCUGCACACAGUACAUUAUCUUUGACCCCCAGGGCCCUCACAAGCCGGCAGUCGUGAGGCGAGGUAAGGUGUGGUCAGCUCCCUCCACAUGGCUCAUAAACUGCAUCGCAGCCUUCCGCCUCCUCCCCGUGCUGGACCCUCAAACACUGGUCUAAACAGUCUUUCAUAUAUUCCCUAAUAAUUGUGCACUGAAAAAUCACUUUUCCUUGAGCAUGGUCAUAAUGUGUUUGUGGUGUUUUUUAAUAUGCAGUGAUACGGUGGUUACAAAUCUCAUAAGCAGUAAUAAAACAAUAAUGUGGCUAUUCAAAUCUAAAAUAAAAGUGUUUA
Chelmon rostratus (copperband butterflyfish) is the source of this 2661-nucleotide messenger RNA. RefSeq names its product BRCA1 associated RING domain 1 (gene bard1). Gene Ontology annotation, molecular function: protein binding. The transcript has 11 exons. The record is from RefSeq and is a predicted model, not a curated record. Lineage: Eukaryota; Metazoa; Chordata; Actinopteri; Chaetodontiformes; Chaetodontidae. The coding region runs from base 72 to 2489 and encodes 805 amino acids.